Oryza brachyantha (malo sina) is the source of this 2150-nucleotide messenger RNA. Its product is annotated as plasma membrane ATPase 1-like. The record is from RefSeq and is a predicted model, not a curated record. Gene Ontology annotation, molecular function: ATP binding; ATP hydrolysis activity; P-type proton-exporting transporter activity. The coding region runs from base 359 to 1747 and encodes 462 amino acids. NCBI's taxonomy places the organism in Eukaryota, Viridiplantae, Streptophyta, Magnoliopsida, Poales, Poaceae. Gene Ontology annotation, biological process: regulation of intracellular pH; proton transmembrane transport. Gene Ontology annotation, cellular component: plasma membrane. The transcript has 10 exons.
GGGCCUAGGGGCAAGAGGGAAAUAUUAUGUUUCUUGAGAGAAGAAAGUGAGAGAAAAGAAAUUAAAUUCAGAAAAAGAGAUGAAAGGGGUACCAAAUAGAAGAAUUCACACUUUCAGUGGUGAAAUUCGAAAGCCAUGCGAAUUAGAUGUUAAAUCCUGAAGGUGGUAUGAAUUGAGUGUUAAAUACUGAAAUUUCUCUGACGCUGACGGACUAGACUAGGCGGCGCUCCUCCUUGUCCUCGUCAAGCCCGAUGGCCUUGGACUUGGAGGGAGGGGCGGAGAUGCGGACGCCUCCCUCUCGAUCGCCGCCGCCUCUCUUCUCCUUAUAUCCACUCUGCGCACCGCUGCCUCCUCCUCGAUGGAGGUUGCCAAUGCCAUCGCCAAGGAGACCGUCGACCUGGAGAGCAUCCCAGUGGAGGAGGUGUUGGAGCAGCUGAAAUGCACGCGCGAGGGUCUCACCUCUGAGGCUGCCCAGCAGAGGAUCCGCGUCUUCGGCUACAGCAAGCUCGAGGAGAAGCAGGAAAGCAAACUGCUCAAGUUCCUCGGCUUUAUGUGGAACCCGCUUUCCUGGGUCAUGGAGAUAGCUGCCAUCAUGGCUAUCGCCCUCGCACACGAGGAAGAGCUGCCAGGGGAAAAGAGAAUGAGCAUAGACUACCACGACUUCGUUGGAAUUGUGCUCUUACUCUUUAUCAACUCUACCAUUAGCAUCAUAGAGGAAAAUUACGCUGGCAAUGCUGCCGCUGCGCUGAUGGCUCACCUGGCACCAAAAGCUAAGGUUUUACGCGACGGGACCUGGAGCGAACUAGAUGCAUCCUUGUUGGUUCCGGGCGAUAUAAUCAGUGUAAAGCUUGGGGAUAUCAUUCCUGCAGAUGCACACCUUCUUGAGGGGGAUCCGCUCAAGAUUGAUCAGAUCUUUCUGUCUGCACUUACUGGUGAAUCAUUACCUGUAACUAAGCAUCCUGGGGAUGGAAUUUACUCUGGUUCAACUUGUAAGCAAGGUGAAAUAGAAGCAAUUGUUAUUGCCACUGGAAUCCAUACUUUCUUUGGAAAGGCAGCCCAUCUUGUUGAGUCAACUACUCAUGUUGGCCACUUCCAAAAGGUUCUGACUUCGAUUGGAAACUUCUGUAUUUUUUCGAUUGCUGCAGGAAUGGUUAUAGAGUUGAUUGUAAUGUACGCUGUUCAUGAAAGGAAAUACCGCCAGAUUGUUGAUAAUCUUCUUGUGCUGCUUAUUGGUGGGAUUCCAAUUGCCAUUCCUACGGUUCUUUCUGUUACUAUGGCCAUUGGAUCACACAAACUAGCACGGCAGGGUGCUAUUACCAAGAGAAUGACGGCAAUAGAGGAAAUGGCUGGAAUGGGUGUCCUUUGUAGUGACAAAACAGGAACAUUGACACUCAACAAACUAAGCGUUGACAGAAAUUUAGUUGAGGUUUUGACAAAAGGCAUUGAGAAGGAUGAUGUUGUAUUAAUGGCUGCAAGGGCUUCAAGAUUGGAAAAUCAAGAUGCUAUUGAUUUUGCUAUUGUUUCCAUGUUGCCAGAUCCAAAAGAGGUGGCUUUUACAAACCGGAAAGAUUUCGGCCGGGAAGCUCGCAUGGCUGCUUGGGUUGGGUACACGAGCAGCGUACAGUGCACGGGCUACAGUCUGGAGGCCGGGAGAAAGCUGCGUCAAAUGGCUGAGGAGGGCCUUGGCCUACCCGGCAAAAAAAAAUGGCUGAGGAGGUCAGGUGGCGUGCUGAGAUUACAAGGUUGAGGGAAUUGCACACUCUGAAAGGAAAGGUGGAAUCUGUCGCGAAACUGAAAUGACUCGACCUGGGGGACGUCAACAAUCAACACUGUUUAACCAACACGACAGUUGAACAUUAGGUUCUAUUGCAUGUGGAUCGAACAUUUACGGUCGUCGUAAUAAAGUUGAAUUUAUUGUGCCUCCCUCAGCUCAGAUCUUUGCGCUGUACUGGAUAUAUAUAUAUACAUAUAUACACACACUAUGUACUACUAUACUAGUCAACAUGAGCCAUGAGGCAGGUAACGUAACACCUAAUAUGGUAUUCCUGCUGCAUCCGUUGGUUGUUCUUCUUAAGUGUUUGGACCAUCACCCCCUUUUUGUUUUUGGAUGUUCAGUCGAUCUUCUUUGCUGUACCUAGCCUAGACAUAGU